Molecule: messenger RNA, 6903 nt
Organism: Xenopus laevis (African clawed frog)
Lineage: Eukaryota; Metazoa; Chordata; Amphibia; Anura; Pipidae
Gene: gse1.L
Product: Gse1 coiled-coil protein L homeolog
Exons: 17
Coding region: 223-5880 (1885 amino acids)
Source: RefSeq, a predicted model, not a curated record
GGGCGGUGCUGGGGGCUGAUCCCAUGUUGUGCGCAGCCCACAGCGGAUUUACACAUUCUGGGGAACUGAGUGUCAGAAGCCCAAGUGGGGGGCGGGUCGCUAUCUAUCCGGGUCAGCUCACUGUCCCCUGUCGCCCUUUGGGAACUUUGCGCAAACUCCGCCUGGCUUUGGAUUUGUGAGGGGAAUCCGCCGCCCCGAGUGGCAUGAGACUGACACAGGGACAUGAGUGAUACCGGAGCCGUGGCGAUGUCCCGCAAGCAACGAUUGAUGGCAGCUUUGGAGGAAGAUGAACGUGCGACGACGCCCGGAACGGAGGAGCAGCCGGGAGUACUGGUGUAUUGCUUUAUCUGUGGAGGAGGGGUGCCCAGGGGGCGAGAGGUGAGGUUGCCCGUCCGGUGUCCUGCCCGGGAAGGUUGCGCCUUUUUCCCGUUUCUUCAGCAGCAGGAGCCGGCGCCCGGUGCCGAGCCGCUGAGCCCGGGGGGGUGCGUCCGAGUGUGUGCCGUGUGCCAGCGCUUCUUGGCCGCUCAGUGGGACGCGUUCGAGCGCAGCCGGACACCGCUGGAGAAGCGCAUGUAUUGGCUCAAGCGGCCCUACCAGUGCGGCGGGGACGGAGCGCGCAGUAACCCCAGGGACUGGAACCCCAACUACGACUCCGACCUCUCUGACCUGUCCGACAAUGAUCUCAGCGAGCCCGAGGAGAGCGGGGAAGCCCGGCCGGAACCCACCCAGGGAAACCGGAGACCGUGGGCUGUAGCCACUGUACCUAGUUUGGCACCUCCACACUGCGCCCCCUGCCGGGGGUCCCCUAAUGACAGAGCUAGGCGAAUGGGAGCAGAGAUUGAGCAGAGCCACGGGAGAGAGAACGGACACCUCUCUGGAAUGUGUUAUAUUUGCGGGGGGCACAGCGCCGGGCACACUAUACACGUACAGAAACAAGAGCACACGCCCCAAACGCCCUUCUUCCCUUUCCUUUGGCUCCACACCCCUCCUGCCGGUGCGCAGCCCAUUACACCUGGGGGCAGUGCCCGUGCCUGUAGCCGCUGCUUUUCCUCCCUUAUGCAGCAGUGGCAGAGCUUUGACAUGGCCAAUGUGCCCGUGUUACAGCGACUGUAUGUGGUGCCUCUUCAUGCCAACAGCACCCCAGAAAAAGCAGCGCCUCAGAGAGCAGCCGAAUCCCACCCGAGUGCACCAGCCCUGUGCUACCUGUGCGGGGAGGACUGUGCCAACCACGUGAAACUGGUACAAUCCAGGAUAACAAAUGGCAAUGCCAAAACAAGUAUGCAUUUUCCUUUCCUUAGCCAGCUGCCCUGCCCACCUAGUGCCAGGGGGGUGAACCAGCAAGGAGAGGCACAAAGUUGCAGAAAAUGCUAUGGAGUAUUGGAAGACAUAUGGUCUAUCUAUAGGGCAUCCCAGAACGAGGAGCUCAUCAAUUCUGCACAAAGCUUCUUGGCAAGGUACCAUCAGGUGUUCAACUCUUUAGAUCCUGGAACUUCAGCUGAGUCUCAUAACAGUAGGCCAGAAGCCAUAAGUGGGCAUAUAUCUAUAUGUUAUGUAUGUGGGGCAGAGCCGGGGCCAGGUCUGGAGUAUCAAGUUAGCAUAAACCCACCCAGUAGGUAUGGAGACAAGGAGCCCUUCUUUCCUUUCUUAACAGUCUACCCUCCUGCCCCUAGAGCCAAGCCUGCUGACUCUACUGGCCUUGUUUCCACCUGUGGUCUUUGCUACCAUGACCUUCUCGGGCAGUGGUUUCAGCAGGAGAUGAAGUCACAACAACCUAGCAGCCCGUGGUCAAGACAAUAUCAAGUGGAGACAUUUGUCUGCUUCUUUUGUAGACAGGAGAAAAAGAGAAUGCUGGGAUUAAAGGCUAUUCAGGUAGCUAGGUUGCCUGUCUUUUUACAUGCUCCAAGGAUGGCCAACACUUUAUUGGUGGAUGAUGGAAAACAACUUCUUAUUGGAGCUUGUAUUGAAUGCAGACCCCUGGCAUUAGCAGGCAUCAGUACAACACAAAGCGGGGCCAUGGUACCAAGUCAGAAGGCUGGGCCUCAACCCCGUGAUGUUUCCCACCAAGGCUCUACCCCAGGGUCUUGUCGCACUGUACGCAUAGUGCCAGAACUUGAGAAGAGUCCCAAAACAAGCAGAGAAGCUACUUCAUCGGUCCAUUGCCAGGAAAACAGCUUAGAUGUGCAACGUGUAGACCAAGGGACUGCAAGCAUGAACCAUGAGCCAAAGUCACCUUCCAUAGGAAUGCUUUCUACAGCCACACGGACCACGGCCACUGUCAGCCCCCUCACUCCCUCUCCCCUCAAUGGCACCCUGGUACCCAAUGGCAGCCCAGCAGCGAGCAGCGCGCUAUCUGUCCAGUCCGCACCCUCCUCCAGCUUUGCUGCUGCGCUGCGUAAACUUGCAAAACAGGCAGAGGAGCCCAGAGGAUCUUCAAUAAGUAGUGAGUCUUCCCCAGUCUCAUCGCCGGCUACUAACCACAGUUCACCUGCCAGCACUCCAAAAAGAGGUCCCAUGGGUCCCAUCAUUGUACCGCCAACUGGUCACAGUGUGCCGAACACCCCGCCUGUAGUAACUAUUGCACCUACGAAAACAGUAAAUGGAGUAUGGAGGAGCGAAGCCCGACAGCCAGAUACUUCCUCCCGAGCCAGCAGCCUCAGCAGAGAACGACUUCUAUCUGAACCACAACUGCCUCAUGAGAAGAGUGGUGCAACCUCUGUCCCCUCCCACCUGCUCGGAAAUGCUUAUGCCUUUGCUAUUCCACCCAGCGCUGUUGUACAAGAUGCACGCUUCCAGCCCUUAAACUUGCAGCGGCCAAUGCCUCAUGUGGUCCCUUCGAGUGCAGUCACUGAGGAAUAUCUGCGCAGUUUCCGCCCAUAUCACACAGCUGAAGAUCUCCGUAUGACCUCCAUGCCCCACAUUGGCUUGGAUCCUGCAACUGCGGCAGCAUAUUAUCAUCCCAGUUAUCUAGCCCACCACGCUUUUCCUCACCCAGCAUUUAGGAUGGAUGAUUCCUACUGUAUAUCUGCCCUGAGGUCCCCAUUUUAUCCUAUUCACAGCCCUGGAUCUCUCCCUCCCAUGCACCCAUCUAUGCACCUUCACCUCCGAUAUCCCACAGAGCUUACACAUUCAUCAUUGUCUGCACUGCAGUCAGAACGCAUCCAGAGCCUUACAGCAGAGAGGCUUCAAAUGGAUGAAGAACUAAGACAGCGGGAAAGAGAGAGGGAGCGGGAGCGAGAGCGAGAAAAAGAGAGAGAAGCCGACCGGGAGAGAGAAAAAGAACGAGAACGUGAGAGGGAAAGGGAGCGGGAGAAAAAAGAAAUGGAGCGAGAGAAGGAACGCGAAAGGGAGAGGGAAAUGGAGAGACAACGUGAAAGGACAAGAGAAAAGGAGGCAAGCCUCAUGAAAAGUAUAGAGAACCAAUUUCUGGCUGACUCAGAAGUCCAUCCACUCAGGGGUCAUCAAGAAGAGCGUGCAAAACUUGCUGAAAAGUCCACUCCAAAUAGACAUGAAAAAGUAAAAGAAUCCACUCUACUAUCUACUAAGCUUAUCCAGCACUCCAUACAACAACCCCAGGCCACACAGCACUCUGUACCCAGCCUCAUUUCCAACCAUGCUACUUUCACUCCACCCAACAACAGUGCAGCAGCCUCCAUUCUGGCCCAGAGGACACAGGAAGAAGAAAAAUGGUUAGCUAGGCAGCGCCAUCUCCGACAGGAGAAGGAAGACCGGCAAUACCAGGUCUCAGAAUUCCGUCAGCAAGUACUGGAGCAGCAGUUGGACAUUGGAGGGCGACCUGUUAGCCAGUUGGAGACUGAAAGUAGGCCAGAAAAUAUCAGAAUCUUACCUGGUCGCAGUGAUGUCAGUGUCCGAGAGCAGUUACAGCAUUUUGGAGGUCCUCCACCGCUUAUCUCCCCUAAACCUCAGCAGCACACUCCUCCAACUUCACUCUGGAAUCCUGUCUCACUCAUGGAAAGCUCUACAGAGCACCGCCGUGGCCAAGAAUCGCUCCAAAUCCAUAGUCAUACUGCUACUGUCUAUGAGCCCAGCCGACAAACGUUGCCUCCAGUUAAGGUAGAGCGUGCUUUCUGUUUUGAGAAGCACCAACAAGAAGAGGAAGAGUUGUCUAGGAGAAGGGAGUUGGUGGAGAAGUAUCAGUCACAAAGAGAGUCUUCAGCCAUGGAACAUGCUGGUUACACACAUGCUCCAUUCUUAGCUGAACUAGAAAAGUCAACUCAAACCUUUUUGAAUCAGCAGAGGACCUCCCUCCAGCAAUCUGGGCAGACAGCAGAGGUGAGCCUGCUUCACAAGCCCAGCACGUCCUAUCGUCAACCCCCAUCAAGGGCUCGAGAUCCAAUGUUUGUUUAUGAUGAAUUCCUGCAGCAACACCGAAGGCUGGUCAGCAAGUUAGAUCUGGAGGAGCGAAGGAGGAAGGAAGCCAGGGAGAAAGGUUAUUACUAUGAUCUUGAUGACUCCUAUGAUGAAAGCGAUGAGGAAGAAGUGAGAGCACAUCUUCGCCGUGUGGCAGAACAACCUCCCCUUAAACUCGAUACUUCCUCUGAGAAGGUGGAGUUCCUUCAGAUCUUCGGCCUUACAACUCAGCAAGAGAGAGAACGACUUCUACAGGAGAAAAGAAGGAAGAGGCGGAGAAUGCUCAGAGAGAGGAGUCAGUCACCACCAACUGUGCAGAAUAAGAGGCAGACUCCAUCACCGCACUCACCUCUCUCUACAAGGUUUAGCCCUGAUGAUCUCAACAACAGCCCAAAUCUAGAGGAGAAGAAAAAAUUUCUUACAUUCUUUGACCUUGCACAUAUCAGUGCUGAACGACGGAGAGACAAAGAAAAGUUGGUUGAAAUGCUGGAAGCUAUUAAACAGAAGAAGUCAGAGGCUGAGGCAUCCAAAACUGCACCCCCGUGUCGCACUCCUUCUGCUCCCCCUGCAGUCACAGUAUCUGAAGAACAGGUGGCAUCACAGUCUUCUGUAGAGUGUGACAGACCACCAUCCCUUCCUUCUACAUCAGGCACAGUCCCACUACCAGAGCCAGUAAAAGUUCCAGAAGCUGGUGGAUCAGAUCAGCCUAAGCCUUUGGAGCUCAUAAAGGUCCCCCCUCUGUCUCUUGCUGCCCCAUCUACUUCUUCAGUUGCACCAGCCACAGAGAAGCCAAAGCAAAGUGAGGUUAUACCUGGAAAAAGGAGUCUUAGUAUCUUGAACUUUGUACGGGGCCACCCUCCCAAAGAGAGCACUGUAUCACCACCUCAGAGUGUGAAUGGAAGGAGCAAGUCUUGGGGGCCAUUUAUAGCUGAGGAAUUUGCACACCAAUUUCACGAAUCUGUGUUACAGUCGACUCAGAAAGCCCUACAGAAGCACAAAGGAGUUUCAGCUAUGCACUGUGCAGAACAGAACCACAAAUCUGAUGCCUCUGUUCAUUAUAACAUUCCUGAGCUGCAACACUCCAGCCGGCCAACAGCACCACAUCAGAAUGGCCAGCAAGUGCCUGGACAGUCAGUAGUAGGGUGUGUGCAAGCACAGCAAGAGACAAGUACUGAGGAGGAAACAACUGAUGAAGAGGAGGAAGAAGAGCCACCCAGGCCUAAGUGGCAGGGGAUUGAGGCAAUAUUCGAAGCCUAUCAGGAACAUGUGGAAGAACAAAACCUGGAACGGCAGGUUCUGGAGAAGCAAUGUAAAAGACUAGAAUCCCAGCACUAUAACCUGAGCCUGACAGCUGAACAGCUGUCACACCACAUGGCAGACUUGAUGAGCCAGAAGCAAAAGGUGGCACUGGAGAGAGAAAGAUUACAAGCUGAACUAGAACACUUUAGGAAGUGCCUUGUUUUGCCCACAACACCAUGGUCUAGAGGAUACUUCAAAGGCCACCACAGGUGACAUCUUGUCUUGCACUAGGUUUGAUCGUACAGUAUAGAAAUAUCUAUUUUAUUAUCUUGAUAUUUAAUAUUUUUCACUGGGAGGAUUGAGAAACACCAUUUCAUUUCUGUCACAUCCUAAACCACCCCCUGGGAGAAAAACAAAAGAAAAAAAAAUACAUAUAUAAAUAUAUGAAUGUGCCAUGCAUGACUCAAAGGAUUAUGAGAGAUUGGCAAAGAACAACAGACCUCAGUCAAGGCAAAGCCAUGGGCAUUUUCUUUACCACAUGAUUUCUCUGUUGGGACCACAUCCCUCAUUGACAGACUUUUGGCUGCAUCUGACACUACAAGCAACCUAGUGUGCUGUCUGCCCUCUGGACUGUACCAAAGUGGGUGCUUACCUUUCUGAAUCCACCCUUUAUUGCCACCGUUCUUCAACCGGAAAUCACAUUGUACUGCUUUAUUUAUCACUGAUUCCUCGUGUCCUUGCCACAAAAAGGAAAAAAAAAAUCUAUGACUUUUAUGCUAUAGCUUCUUUUAAUCAGAAAUUGAAUAUGCUGAAAUUGGAGGUUAAAGACUUAUUUCUCUAACACAAAAGGUAAUUUGUCCACGCAGAGCUUUGCAGCUUGGAAUGGGAAUGCACUUAAACCCGGAUCUCAGAUUGGCUGAAGGUACCUUUUAUGAAAUGCUUGUCAUAUGGUCGAGGUUCUAUCACUGCAAAGCUGCUACCCACCUCCCAUAAGCAAAAGGAAACCAAUUGGAAUCUAGACAUAUACUGAUCAGGUGCUUCAGCCGCAGACUGUAUAUAUUACAAAAGUUGUUUUGGUUUUUUUUUUUUGUAAGUUUUUAUUGGUUUAAUUAUUGUUAUAAAGAAAAAAACAAACUGCCAUUUUCAGCGCUUCUGCAUUUUUUUUUCAGCCAGAGGAAAAUACACGUCUCUUUUAAAGUUGCUAUUUAGUGUUUGUAUUCUGCUGCUGGUCAGGAAUUUAUCCUAUCAAAGUCUUUUUGAGAAAAUUAAAAGUUGGAAAGAGAAUUAAAAGUCAAA